AAGCCGUCUCGCUGCUUUGUGUGCGUGAAAAGGAGACAGCAGAGUUAGGAUUAAGAAGAGGGCGAGAUCUGACUUAAGAAGAUCGGUGUAGUGUCGCCGGACGGAGAUGACGCCCGGUGUCGGCUACGGAGCCACCGAGGAGCAGCGCCUUGAGCGGCAUGUGGGGUGCAUUGCCGGGUUCCUCCAGCUGUUCGACCGCCACAACGUUCUCGCCUGGCGCCGCCAUGCGACCUGCUCCGUGAGAAUUUACUACCGGAUCGACGCCCCCGUCCGAGAGGUCGGAGGUUUCGUCAGCGUCUUUAUUGAAGGAGAGCCACCCGCAACCGUCGUCGCCGGAGAUCCGGGACUAGGCGGAGUCGCCGCCGCGGCGGUCGCUUCCGCUGCCUCUCCCAGUCUUCGAGGCCAAGCACGGGGCGAGGAUUAGGGAUGCACUACGGCGACAUCGAGAACCGGCUGAGUAUGCGGGGAAUCGACGAACCAGGGAAAGAUUUGGAGACGCUGAAGCAAAUCCUAGAGGCGCUCCAGCUGAAGGGCCUCCUCCAUUCCAAGCCCUCGGAUCACGGCGCCACCGGCCGCCGCAUUCGUAUCUACGAUAACCAGGGCCCCGAUCGUCAUCAUGAAGCCGACCUCCAAGCCUCCACGGCGGCCAUCAAGCGAGCAGCAGCGGCCCAGAUCCGGCGUCGCUCGUCGGAGUGCUCCGCCAGUCCGCCGCGAGCAGGUGGCAUCGGUCGAUCAUAGCAUCAGGGGAGGAAACGAGCGGGGUAAUCGAGCUCCGAGAUCGCCGGAGAGCCCGAUCUCGCCGGUGCACCGGAGAGCAUCAAAUGCGGCAGCCCGGAGCCCGCUGUCCCAGCGGGGAAUGCCGAACGUCAGCUCCCCAAAAUCCAAUCCGAAAAGGGCGGGGCCAGAUCUGCUGCCCGUCCGAUCGCCGAGGAGACGAAGGCCAACGGCGAACGCAUCUCCCAUGGAGAGGGUUCACCCGCCGUCGGAGGACGAUGCCUCCACCACCGUCUCCGAGAGUAGCAUCAAUGCCUCCUCUCGAUUGGACUUCGAGAGAUCGGGGCGAAGUUUGUUGGAACGGUGCGACAAGCUGUUACAAGGCAUUGCGGCGUUUACGGAGGCGGAACAGGACACCGCGGCGGACCAGCAGCCGAGCCCCGUCUCGGUGGUCGACUCGUCGUCCUACCUCGGCGAGGAGGGUUCGCCCUGGCCCCUCGCCAAGCGCUCCAUCGACUUCAAAGAUUAACUGGCGGACGACUGGAAAGAGGAGCCGUGGUCAACGUAUGAAGUGGGCGAGAUUGGUGCGCCCGUGGCAAUGGACCCGGACUACGCCUACGUGUGCGACGUCCUCCGCGCGUCCGAACGCUACGGGGACGCCUCCGACGCGGCGUACGCGGCCCUGGAGAACGGCCGCUGCCGCCGACGAGGAGGCCCGGCCCGCUACCCGUCCAAGACAGCCCGUCUCCACCGCCGCCUCGUCUUCGACGCCGUGGCCGAGAUCCUGGAUCGCAAGCACCACGUGUCACCGUGGGACGUCUUCGCGCGGGGAGACGGGGAGGAGGGGGAGAAGGCGCUGCCACGGGUUUGGGCGGAGUUCCAGCGACUCCGGGAGCAGGUGGCGGCGGCGGACGAUCACGAGGGAGCUGCGUGCGGGGCCGUGAGGAACGACAUCGCAGCGGCGCGCCCCGACGGGUGGGUCCGGCCCGCCGCCGAGAUGUCCGACGUGGCCCUCGAGAUUGAGCGGCUGAUCUUUAAGGAUCUCGUCGCCGAGACCAUCCGUGACCUUGGCGCCCGGGAGCCCCUCCCCCUUCACCGCCGCAAGCUCGUCUUCUGAAAACCCAUGACAAAGAAACUUUGCUCGCCUGAUGUUUGUUUGAAUGCCUCUAGCGUUGUAGCCAAGGCCGUCUACCGGAGUGCAGAUGUAAGAGUGAAAAUUGAGGAACAGAACAAUAAAGAGAAGAUGGUUGCAUA
This is a messenger RNA of Musa acuminata AAA Group (dessert banana), 1968 nucleotides long. RefSeq lists its product as uncharacterized. Gene Ontology annotation, biological process: regulation of monopolar cell growth. NCBI's taxonomy places the organism in Eukaryota, Viridiplantae, Streptophyta, Magnoliopsida, Zingiberales, Musaceae. The transcript is spliced from 4 exons. The record is from RefSeq and is a predicted model, not a curated record. The coding region runs from base 1313 to 1831 and encodes 172 amino acids.